Messenger RNA from Mangifera indica (mango), 1083 nucleotides. RefSeq names its product tetrapyrrole-binding protein, chloroplastic. The record is from RefSeq and is a predicted model, not a curated record. NCBI's taxonomy places the organism in Eukaryota, Viridiplantae, Streptophyta, Magnoliopsida, Sapindales, Anacardiaceae. The transcript has a single exon. Gene Ontology annotation, biological process: chloroplast-nucleus signaling pathway. The coding region runs from base 182 to 922 and encodes 246 amino acids. Gene Ontology annotation, cellular component: chloroplast. Gene Ontology annotation, molecular function: tetrapyrrole binding.
CUCUUCUUUGUAUUUCUCUUGAUGACUGACUUGAUUCUAUCCUUUCGUAUCCACUCUUUACAUGUACUCUCCACAUCUUCUCACCUUUUAAUCUCCUUUUCUCUCUUCAUUCAAGCACUAAAAUUUACUAUUUUUCAUCCUUCAAAGCCCCCUAUUCUCCAUUUUCUCACUUUCCUCCCAAAUGGCCACCAGUUCCCUCCACUCUCUUCUCCUUAACCGCCACCACAACCACCUUAACCAUCACCUUCCUGACUCCACCACCACCUUCUCCGCCCCCAUCUUCCUUAAACCCGCCUCCGCCACCACAACCACAACGUCCCUUUCAUCCUCCUCCACCAUUUCCACUACCCCACCAACCGCCACAACUUCUUCUUCUUCUUCGUCUUCUUACAGUUCUCCCACCGUCACCUCUCAACCCAUAUCCUUUGACCUCCUUGAACAACACCUCUCUGAUCAAAACUUCCACCAAGCCGACGAGGAAACCCGCCGCCUCCUCAUCGUCCUCGCCGGAGAGUCAGCCCAGAAAAGAGGCUACGUCUUCUUCUCCGAAGUUCAGUUCAUUGCAGCCGCCGACCUCAAAGCCAUUGACGAGCUCUGGAGAAGCUACAGCGACAGCAAAUUCGGCUACUCCGUUCAGAAAAAAAUAUGGCAGAAAGUGAACAAAGACUUCACGAGAUUCUUCCUCAAAGCAGGGUGGAUGAAGAAGCUGGACACUGAAGUUGAACAGUACAAUUACAGGGCGUUUCCGAAUGAGUUUAUGUGGGAGCUGACGAAGGAGACGCCUGAAGGGCAUUUGCCAUUGACGAAUGCGUUGAGAGGCACGCAGUUGCUGCGAAGUAUUCUGAGCCACCCGGCGUUCGAAGGAGAUGAAGAAGAAGGAGAAGAGAUAAUUGUAAUUUUGGAGGAGAGAAAAAUACUGUAAAUAAAAAUAAUCCUAGAAAUGGGGCGGUCAAAAAUGGGUCAAAGGUUAUUGGGAAGACUGUCUAUAAACCAAAUUAUGGCUUAUGAGGGUGACAACAUAGGUGUUUAUAAUCCAGUUUAAGCUGUAAAAUUAAAUUUAACUGUUUAAAAAUUAUGAUUUAA